AUGACCACAGCUUCAGCAACACUUUCUCCAGCAACAGUUACUCCGACAACCAACUACAUUAGUGGUUUGAAUUCAUUUAGAGGGCUAAAGGCAAAUAACAGUGUAAUCUCAUUAGGCUUUCCUGUUUGCACUCAACAGUCUUUUGCCAAGAUUAUUAGUUCCUUGAAAACAACAUCACAAGGCAAAGGUGGAGCUUUGUCUUCUACCUGUAAUGCUGCUGUUGAGAUUUUUAGGAUUGCUUCCAUUAUUCCUGCCCUGGUUUUAGUUGGAGUUGUUGUUGGUUUUGUCCUCCUUCGAAUUGAAACUUCUGUUGAGGAAGCUGAUUAA
Messenger RNA from Nicotiana tabacum (common tobacco), 327 nucleotides. The record is from RefSeq and is a predicted model, not a curated record. NCBI's taxonomy places the organism in Eukaryota, Viridiplantae, Streptophyta, Magnoliopsida, Solanales, Solanaceae.